Messenger RNA from Bactrocera oleae (olive fruit fly), 1743 nucleotides. The record is from RefSeq and is a predicted model, not a curated record. NCBI's taxonomy places the organism in Eukaryota, Metazoa, Arthropoda, Insecta, Diptera, Tephritidae.
UUGUCCAAAAUAAAAUAUAUACCUUGUAGUAUUGCAAAUUUUUUUUAUUUUUAUUUAUUUAGCUUUCCGCCGUAAAAGAAAAUAUUAAAUUAGCCAAGUUUUGUGUAAUUAAUUUGCUUUCGCUCACAAAUAUAAAAAAUGUAAACCUAAAAUAUUUCCAUUUCUGUAUUGUUCUUUUUCCAAAAUGUUCCUCUUCAAAAGUGAUUAAAUACACUUACAUCGGUGUUACUAACAUAACAAAUAAAGUUGGGCUAAUGGUAAAUAAUUAAACAAAGUAUAAUGGACCUAGAUCUAGUAUGUGAAGAAACUGAUUUGGAUUCAUUGCAACCAUUCCCUCCUGGUGCUCUUUCUACUCCAAAUUCGAACAGAUCAUCUCCAGCCAAUGGCAAUGACGAAGCCACUUUUCAAACACAAUUAUUUUUACAAGCAUCUUCUGAUAAUGGAGACACAUUUUCGGCGCUUAUGGCAGGAAUGGAAAAUAAAUCAAAUAAUUCGAAACGAGGUCCCGGGAGGCCUAGGAAAGAUUUGCCUCAACAAAAGGGCAAUGUGAAGCGAAAAAACUUAGGGGAUCAUGUCCAAUGUAGUGAUCGUACUAAUCUUUCUAUCGCGCCAUUGUCGUCAUCUGAAAGUUCUAAUACUGGAUAUCCUGAAGAUAAAACAAUAACAAAUAUGGAUGAAAUUUCAACUAUUGAAUAUCCUGGAAAAAUAUGUUGUUUAUGUAAUCUUGAUGAAAAAAGUGCAUUGGGGCAAGGAGACUUUUUACGAUGGGAGGUGGAUCCGGAUAACUGCGAAAAGGCUAUUCAAUUCUACAUGGAAACUAAUUCUAAAAUCGAUGAAACCUUAAGGCAUACCACUAUAGACCAAGUUUCAUUCCGUCGACAAAAAAGUAAUUGCAGAGGAAAAAUAUUUCAAAAUAAUUGUAUCAACGAACUAGACAAAAUAGGACAUUCGGAAAAGAUGUCUCUUAAUACAAUUUUAGAUGGUUCUUAUUUAUAUUUGCAUCGCAUGUGUCUUAUGUGGUCACAAGGCGUAUAUGGAAAAACGAAUGAAAUUAAGUCGAACAUAGAGUUCAUAAUUGCCAAAAGUCUCUCGCAAAAAUGCUCUUUUUGUGGACAGUAUGGAGCAAGUAUCACAUGUAAAUUGAGUUGUACAAAAGUGUUUCAUUUGCCGUGCGCUGCAGCAUCAGCUAGCUUUCAAAUCAUGGAUAAUUUUAUGGUUUUUUGCUUGGAUCACAUUGAACAAGUAAUGGUUAUAUGCCCAGAUGCUAAUAUCACGUGCCAAAACUGCUCCUCCAUGGAUAAUAUGGCAAAAAUGAUUAUGUGCGCCACUUGUGGUGAACAUUUUCAUACCAAUUGUGUUGGUCUAAUAAAUACUCCAGAAACUCGAGCGGGUUGGAAUUGCCCCAAUUGCCGUAAAUGUCAGAUAUGUAGAGAGAGUGACGGUUCCGAAGGACGUUUCAUUAAAUGUGAACAGUGCCAACGAUUAUACCAUAAUACCUGUUUACGACCCACGAUUUCAUCUUUGCCAAAAUAUGGCUGGAAGUGCAAUCGUUGCCGGGUUUGUACUGACUGUGGUUCAAGAACUCCUGGGGGUGGAACCUCAUCUCGAUGGCACUGUCAUUACACAAUUUGUGAUUCGUGUUACCAGCAACGUAAUAAAGGAUUUUCUUGUCCUAUCUGUCACAAAGCUUAUAGAGCUUCCGCCCACAAGGAAAUGGUUAAAUGCAAUUUUUGUCAUAGGUAA